AUGCCCGCCACCAUUACCCCGCCCCCUUCGCCCAACGCCAAUGCAGACUACAAUCGAAUCCUCGAACCCAAAUCAUCGUUGAAUAGAACCCCCUCAGCCACCAAACUCGUCGCUCCAGGUGCCGCCGCUCCCUCGUUCGAGCCGCCAACGGCGACCAAAGUCGCCACCUCUGUCGUCAAUUAUCAGACACGCUGGGAGAGAGAAAAGGCAAAAGCCCGUGCUGAAGGUGCCGACAUCGAAUCAGGCGACCCCAAGAUGAUCGGGCCGUGGGUCAUCGGCGAGAUGCUUGGACGAGGCGCGUCGGGUCGUGUUCGUCUCGCUCGUCAUUUCAGCACGGGCAAGAUGGCCGCAGUCAAGAUUCUCAACCUUCACCCAAGUCUGUCGUCGCGCUCUUCUACCCUCAAGUCUGCUGGUGAAAAGGCAGAAAAGAUGAGGCUCACGGCAGAGCGUGAGAUUGCCGUGAUGAAGCUUCUGGAUCAUCCAAACAUCAUGAAGAUGUACGACGUGUGGUCGUCACCCAAGGAGCUCUAUCUUGUCCUCGAAUACGUACAGGGUGGCGAACUCUUUGACUAUCUCUGCUCCCGCGGCUCGCGCUUGCCACUACUUGAAGCAAUUGGGAUCAUUAAGCAGGUUCUCGCUGGUGUCGACUACUGUCACCGCUUCCACAUCUGCCAUCGCGAUCUCAAGCCGGAAAACAUUCUCCUCACCAGCGGCGACAAGGGCAAGAGUCCGCACAAGCGUGUCAAAAUUGCCGAUUUUGGCAUGUCCGCCCUCGACUCGCUCAAUGGACUACUUCGAACCAGCUGUGGAUCGCCUCACUAUGCCUCUCCCGAGAUUGUCAGAGGGCACACCUACUCUGGCGCCGUGUCGGAUAUCUGGAGCUGUGGUGUCAUUCUCUAUGCCCUCUUGACGAGUCGCCUUCCCUUUGAUGAUCCCAACGUCAACAAUGUGCUGCGCAAAGUCCGCGACGGUCGUUUUACGAUCCCGGAAUGGGUUGCUCCUCCUGCACAAGACUUGCUCAUUCGCAUGCUCGAGGUUGAUCUCACCAAGCGCAUCACGAUGAGACAAAUUUUCCAGCACCCACUCCUGCAGCUCGACACACCGGGUAUCAUUUUGCCUCCAGUGCCAAAGAUUGAGGACUAUGCUCUUCCGGUCGCUCGAGAUGACGUCGACGCCGAUCUAUUGCGUAGUCUUUGCAUUAUCUGGAGGGAAAAGGACUUGCAGUCGAUGAUAGCGAGACUUUGUUCGGAUACGCCCAAUUUUGAAAAGGCGUUUUACUUUCUCCUCUGCCGCUACAGAGACCGCUCGUUUGAAGAGUACAACAUGGAGUAUCCGUCCUCGUCUCAUUCAUCGUCUCUUGCGUCGACCCCAGUCGUUACCCGUCCUGGCACGCCCAUUCGAGACCUUCGAGAUCCGAUGGAGGAGACAAGUCCCAUUCGGCGCCACUAUCCUGGCAAAGUCGCGAUUUUGUCACCACACCCGACACCGAAAACCAAGUCGGACUCAUCCGUCAAUGGAUCCGCCAAGAGGUCGGAACCCAGACCAAAACACCAACAAUCUCCGUCUCGACCUCGCAUAUUGUCCGACACCAACGCCAUGGCUGGUGCAAAGACAAGAACACGAGCCAAGACACUGCGCGAGGAGCAGGCUACGGGUGCUCGUGCGAGAAGUGGAAGUGGUUCAAGUACCAGGAGCAGAGCAGGCUCAUCUCCGAGCCAAAGUAAUGCUUCAACUCAGACCAAACGACCAACUCCUCGGCGAUCGUCGACUUCUGCGCCAAGAGCCAGAAGUCACGCAUCCCCUCCGGGACCGACCAAAGAGAGGACUGCGAUGCACAAACCGUCAAUAGACGUACCUCGUCGACUAAAUAGCCCGGCUAGAGUUAACUCCUCUCUCGUUCGACAACUUGCAUCGUUAUCAACCCCGGCACCUGCUCGUCUAGCACCGCGAGUGGCAUCUAACGCGGUCCCGCGUCCUCUUACCAGUGUCGCAGAGGAGAGGCAAUCUCGGAUGGGUACCGCAAGAGAAAGCAAGUCGUCUUCUAUCAAGCGCGCUUUGAACUCGAAAGACGACCAGGACAUCACGUUCUCCAAGGCAAAUGUGAACGACAAGCCUCUAUCUACACACCAUGUAAACCAUGUUCCACGCUCUAGAGACGUAAUGAAGGAGCGCUUGGAUUCGUUAUCAUUCCAGCAGCCCACCAUACCUCGUCCGACGGCGACUGGGCUGGGCGUAUUCCUCGCAGAAAAUGCCGAACCCAUUCAAACAGCCGGUCUCUCAUCUGUCCAUGUAAAGGACGGCUCGCGCAUUCCAGAGGACCGUGCUGGAGCUAGCUCUAGUGGAGAGACUUGGGAGGAGGUAGAAUGGCCAACUCAGAGUGCUGAUCAGGGAGCAGUCAAAAAGCUGAAGCCGCGCCGCAGACCCCCUCCCCUCGAUCUAUUGAACCCAUAUCACCGUGACCGUCGGACGCCUGCGCCGCAAGCGUCGCCGUCCAAUACACCAAUCAUUGGAUCUCCUCUACUACACCCCUUUAUGAACUUUAGCGCUUUGUCUUGGGCGACCGCCUCCCCAGUCCUCGCAUCUCCAACACCCGAAAGAGCAGUCCCACUUCAGCGCAACUCGAGUUCGCAGUCUACUCCUCCAGCGACAAUCGGUUCCCGUGGUAUUCUCGCCAGAUUCUUUGAUUGGAAGAGCCCGGAUCUUUCCAUCCUAUCAAGUGCGGGGCUGUCUGAAACGAGAAGCGAGGUCACUCGUCUUCUCUCGCUAUGCAACGCAACCUUUCUUCAAACGGAGAGUGGGAGUUAUAAAUGUCGUAUCGAUGAAUUUGUUGAUGCCCAAGGGAACCAAAUACUCAAGAGCGUGCGCUUCCGCAUAACCAUCUCGCCGCUUUCCCAAGGACCCUCGACGAGCGUUAUCCCAGGUGGUUUUCUACCGGAGCGCCAGUCUGAACGUCUAUUGCAAGCCAGUCCAGUUUCUAAAUCUGGGGCUUCGAUUGGAUGCAUCGUGACAUUCGCUCAGGAGAGAGGAGCUUACUCAGUCCUCAAGAUGGUUCAUCAAGAUAUGGUCAAGCGUUGGAGUCUCGAUGCAUCUCUGGGCAGUACCCUUGUGUCCACGGCUCAGCUCCCACCAACACCCAUCUCCGCAGGACUCGAUUCCAGCAUCCCAAUGCUGCCAUAUGCGCGUAGCUCGACGUAG
Messenger RNA from Serendipita indica DSM 11827, 3195 nucleotides. The record is from the annotation of a GenBank genome assembly. Lineage: Eukaryota; Fungi; Basidiomycota; Agaricomycetes; Sebacinales; Serendipitaceae.